AUGGACUCUGUCGUGCUUAACCCACUCAACUCGCUUGAAACCCACCUGAAUGCUCUCAUCACCUCCCUCACCCAGACCAACACAUUCAGCAAUGCACCCCAGAUAACAAAGGACCUCCUUUCGGACGACUACAACCUGACAGAGUCCCUCAAUAUACUCCAGAGACACCAACAGAACUACGCCCGCACCCUCGACCUUCGCGCUGAAGUCGCAAGCCUCCAAGAGCAGCUCAAAGACACCAUCAAAAAGUGCGUCGCAUUGAGGCAAGAGAUCGGACAAAUCCACCCGUCAAUAGUGGACUCUGUGGACUCGGACGACGAAGAGGAGCAAGAGAUAGGAGCAAAGGUGGCAGAAGUCGACUACCAGACAUUACUAGCGUUCGCGGCCCGCAUAGGAAGGCACAAUGCCGCGGCCGCAAGGGAGGCAGAAGCCGAGGCCAUAAGGAGGAAAGUUGCGGCCAGAAACAACACGACAUCGGCGACAGCCACCACCAACGGUGUCUCUGACUCCGGGGCCCAAACGGCUGGCCACGAGAAUGCUACCGCGGAGACUGAAGCCGAGCUCGAACGCAUCCACAACACAAUCGCCCUCACCCGCGCCCAGAUGGGCAUGGCGUUCCCCGACGCCAACAUGCUGCGCAUCGGCGCUCUGGGCCAGCUCCAGCUCUUCCAGGAGCGACAGCAGCAUGCGUCGAAUGGAGACGAGGAGGUCCAGGCUGCAGUGGAGCGAGAGGUGGAAAGAAUGGUACGGGAGACUGAGGAUGUUGCAGAGGCGGAGGUCGAGCAUGGGGCAGAGGAGGAGGGUGACGAUGACGACAACAACCUAGGAUCAUGGCCGAGUCCGGAGAUGUCGAGACGGUCGAUUGGUGGCACUGGCACUGGAAUGCCUGCCGCCGUGCAACAGUCCGCUUCUCAACCUUCGCAGAGCAGGGCUGCCGUUCCUGCUGCUUCAGCGCCGGCGCCGAAGAGGAAGCUCGACCUUGAUUUCCCAAGCAGUGAUGAUGACGACGAUGAGGAUUGA
Molecule: messenger RNA, 1020 nt
Organism: Capronia coronata CBS 617.96
Lineage: Eukaryota; Fungi; Ascomycota; Eurotiomycetes; Chaetothyriales; Herpotrichiellaceae
Exons: 1
Coding region: 1-1020 (339 amino acids)
Biological process (GO): regulation of transcription by RNA polymerase II
Cellular component (GO): mediator complex; core mediator complex
Molecular function (GO): transcription coregulator activity
Source: RefSeq, a predicted model, not a curated record